Dichomitus squalens LYAD-421 SS1 is the source of this 432-nucleotide messenger RNA. RefSeq lists its product as uncharacterized. Lineage: Eukaryota; Fungi; Basidiomycota; Agaricomycetes; Polyporales; Polyporaceae. The record is from RefSeq and is a predicted model, not a curated record. The transcript has 3 exons. The coding region runs from base 1 to 432 and encodes 143 amino acids.
AUGCCCGCCGCCAACCCGAACGAGCCAAGUCCCGCGGCCCAGACCCCAGCUUCCCCUCCUGCCGCGCUCAACUCCGCACCUGCGCGUGCCAACGAACCCCCCUCACAGGAGGACGGCGUGCUGCAGAGCCCGGCCUCAGAUGUCGACUCGCAUAGCUCGCAAGACGGCUCUUCUCCAUCGGAGGGACCCGUUACCACAGCAGAUGAGCACUUCGCCCGUCGCGCCGAUCAGGUUGCCGUCGCCGUCGCUGUCGCCGCCGGGGCGCCGGAAGGGCCAGCGACCACUCGUAAAGAUGACGCGGUAGAGGACGAUGACGAUGACUGGUUCGUUGACAAGGGCGGACCCACCCCCCCGACUGGCACAGUGAAGAGCAACAUAAGGCCGACGGGAGUUAAGACCCAGGUAGCCCAGGAGCCCAAGAAGCCCAGUUGA